CGUCGCCCCUCAACACAACAACAACAACUUCUCUGCUGAUCUCCACAUAUCGCAUCUGAUCCCACGAUCGUCGUCGCCCCUAAAUCAACAACACGUAUCACGAAGAAGAAGAAGAAAGGUCUUGACAAUGGCCGUGUCUAGGAGACAACUGAGAGCUGCACACGCGCGCCGCUCAAGAUUAAGAAGACGGCAAGUCAUAGGCCGGGGAGGGACCAGGGCCAGCAGCGGGUCUGGUGACCAGGCCACAGCCAUGACCAGGCAGCAGAGGUCUGGUGCCCGUGCUCGCCAUCAGGCACCUUCAUGUCAAACUUUCCCGGAGGACGGAGCAGUAGCCGCCACUUCCUGUGGCCAGGCGACAGGAUCAGGUGCUUCCAGCAGGCAGGCAGCAAGACCAGGUACUUCCAGCAGGCAGGCAACAAGGCCAGGUACUUCCAGCAGCCAGGCAACAAGGCCAGGUACUUCCAGUGACCAGGCGACAGGACCAGGUACUUCCAGCAGGCAGGCAGCAAGACCAGGUACUUCCAGCAGCCAGGCGACAGGACCAGGUACUUCCAGCAGCCAGGCGACAGGACCAAGUACUUCCAGCAGCCAGGCAACAAGACCAGGUACUUCCAGUGACCAGGCGACAGGACCAGGUACUUCCAGCAGGCAGGCAACAAGGCCAGGUACUUCCAGUGACCAGGCGACAGGACCAGGUACUUCCAGCAGGCAGGUAGCAAGACCAGGUACUUCCAGCAGCCAGGCAACAAGACCAGGUACUUCCAGUGACCAGGCGACAGGACCAGGUACUUCCAGCAGCCGGGCAACAAGAUCAGCUACUUCCAGCAGGCAGGCAACAAGACCAGGUACUUCCAGUGACCAGGCGACAGGACCAGGUACUUCCAGUAACGUUUUGGUUACUCGUAAUGUUUCGACCAAGCGUAAAGUAAAUCAAAGUAAGAAAGGUAAAGAGCCUGUAGAAGAUUGUGGGACGAAUGCAAUAAUCUCUGCCAAAAAGUUGGUAGACUAUCUUGAUACUCGUGCGUGUAAUUCCUGUCGACUUCCUGCGUUGAAACAUAGAAUAAUUAAUUACCAAUGUGAUGUGAUUAUCGAGAAAAGGUGUACUGUUUGUAUGCUCGUGACUCGAACCACUCUCGUGAGCAAUAAUGAAACCCUGAAGGCAUUAGUUUUGAGCAAUAUGCUCGCUGGUCAAGGUUAUAGAUCAUUCUUAAAUAUGAACCGGGGAUUGAGUAUGUCAGGUGUUUCAAGAAAAGACUAUAAAAAGUUCCGGAACAUGAUCGGAGAAAAGGCACGUGAAAAAUGGUUAGAGGUACAAGCGGAAUCUCAUGACAAGAUCGUAGAUUAUUAUUGUAGAGAAUUGAAUAGAGCAAAAGAUGAGGAAGGCUUCCUCGACAUUGAUGUGUUCUUUGACGGGUUGUGGCACACAAAGGAACAUCCCGGUAAUUCCCAAGUUGGUAUUGCCUUUUUAGUUGAAAUUUUCACCGGAUUAGUUGUAGACUACAACGUGUUUCACAAAAAGUGCAAGCAGUGCCAAACAUUUGAUGAACAGAAGAGAGAAGGAAACCUGACAGAGGCAGAGUAUGAAGAGAAGAAGAUGGAACAUGUUCCACAUUGCCAUAGAAAUUAUAGUGACACUGCUGAGAAUAUGGAGGGAGAUGCAGCGGUAGUUUUGUGGCAUCGAUCAAAAGACUACAAACUCAGGUAUAUGACCUUUGUGAGUGAUGGUGAACGAAGUGCAUACCAUAAGGUUUGUGCACUGAACAAUGGUGCUGGACCAUAUGGGGCACAGAAGAAGAUAGAAAAGCCCAACAUACGCAUGUAUUUCAUGGGAAAGAGACAAAAUUUAAAUAACUUGAAUAAGUCGCUACACCAACGAGUUUGGCAUUUCAACCCAGAAGACACAUUUGUUUCUCGAACCAUGACUGACUUCUGUAUUGCCACUACAGCUGUGACUUACAAUGUUGGGUAUACGAAAGGGUACCUGGACAAUCUCAUUGGUAUCCCUCGAAAUGAACAAAUGGCAAGGCUCCUCAAAAAAAUGGAUGAAAAGAUGGAAAAAUCUACUAGAUGCACCAAGAAGCCGAAACUGGUUCAGUAGGGAGGGGGGCCACUGCCUGUUAGCAUCCAAUGUACUGCCACCUGGAGUAUCCAAAUUUCACACCCGUUAUGAUGAGUCUGAAUCAAGACGAACAGGCACCCAUUAAAUCAAAACUUGGACUUCAGAGGACGAUGGCCCACUGACGUAGUAACUCCGGUGGACCCCAGGUCGUCCUGUCAACGACCAAAGAUGACCCCACAGGACAGACACAGACAGACACAGACAAACAGAAUAGGGAAGAGAAGGCCCAUGCUAGACACAUCAUCUAGUGUCUCUUGAUGAUGACAGCCGAAUUGCAUUGAGCGAAUUGCGACACAGGAUCCUUUGCCUUAACUGGCUGCCACUCAUGCAGGCAUGAUUGAGUGAUAUUGAGACUAUUGAGAUUAUAUUGAUGAGAUUGAUUGAGACUAUUGAGUGAUUCAUCCUGCGUCGUGUGGAUUUCAUGUAGUGGGCAGAAGUCAUUCUCCGAAGGAGCCAUGCUGGAGCAACAGUUCAAAAAUAUGACCUGUUCUACGGUGCCAACCAUAUGGAGGUUUCGUAACUUGUAGUCCCCUAGGGCUGUGAAGAACCCCAGCAUACGUCCCUCAAGAAGACGGACGUAAGGUCAAUUCAAGAUCAGCAGGGACAACAGAUUCUAAACUCACGUGAGUAGUGCAAGAAAUACAGCUUCCUAAGUUGGCUGUGGCAUUGUUGGACGUUUUCUGAAGGUGCAGCGAUACGAUGCAGUUGUAUUGAAGAAACACAUCGCAAGAUUAUCUAAAAGACCAAGCAGUGACACCUCCCCAGCUAGAGAACCCAGACUUCGUGUCUUCUAUUUAGAAUAGGAUGAUUAUACUGUACUAUGUGCAAUUGUUCUUAGCUCUGUUAGAUGUUAUUUUUUAAGGUAAUUUUUUUCUCACCUGGAAUACUAUUCUGGGAUAAGACAAAAUCAUGCUUUACUAAUGUACACAUGAUUUUGCCUUAAAUCCGGGGAAAGAGGGAUGUAACAGUUGUGAAGGUGGCCUGAGUGGAGACUUGUAGGGUGCCUAAUCCAUGAGACUACCCCAGGGAGGUAAGGUAAGAUUACAUGUCAACCUUAGAUAUUUAUCAAAGGUUGGCAAGUUGAUCCCUUUCCGAGAAGUUACCAGCUUCCUCUGGUAAUCCAACGGAAUAGGGGAUCCAGGGGUAUAAAAGACAGGAACAAGUUGAGAAAAGACACGGGAGACAUCUCCCGUCACGCAGGGUGCAGUCGCACCUCCACAGAUCUCCAGUAUCA
Molecule: messenger RNA, 3353 nt
Organism: Procambarus clarkii (red swamp crayfish)
Lineage: Eukaryota; Metazoa; Arthropoda; Malacostraca; Decapoda; Cambaridae
Source: RefSeq, a predicted model, not a curated record